Fusarium odoratissimum NRRL 54006 is the source of this 2166-nucleotide messenger RNA. RefSeq lists its product as uncharacterized. Gene Ontology annotation, molecular function: ammonium channel activity. Gene Ontology annotation, biological process: ammonium transmembrane transport. The coding region runs from base 779 to 2047 and encodes 422 amino acids. NCBI's taxonomy places the organism in Eukaryota, Fungi, Ascomycota, Sordariomycetes, Hypocreales, Nectriaceae. The transcript is spliced from 3 exons. The record is from RefSeq and is a predicted model, not a curated record. Gene Ontology annotation, cellular component: plasma membrane.
GCCUAUUUAAGCUUGGGUGUGGCGUCCCUCCCAAUACAACCGGAUCGGAAUGCUGGGUGUGAUAAGCAGCGAUGGGUGUGCCAGACUCAGGAACAGCCAUACAGGGGACUGUUUAUACAACCACGACUUCAUUUCUGGCGCAAACGAGUUGUGUCAAGUCAACGUCAACGCAUUGUUACAGGAUCAUCCAUUCAAGCUUAUCAUGGACAAAGUCUUGGAUCGUGGAGGAUCAUCAUCUAGCUCAGCUUGGCACCUGAGCAUCAACACCCGUGUGACAUCUCCGUAUCCAAAUACGGAUUCACCAAAGUCCAAACCGAACAUGUGGUGGAGUAUCCUUCCUAUUGCUGCUUAAGCUACGGGCGUCUUAUCAAGUAUCCCCCACACUAUGUGCCAUACCCUCCCCCUGGUACCACGUUCGUUAUGUCCUGGCCGUCGUCGCAAGCUCAGUAAGUCAAAACAUAUUUAGCCCUGUGGCCCCGGGCUCUUCAUCCUUCAAUCACUCCAUUCUUCCCAGCUUAAGUUGAAGCUGAAAAGGUUCGACCGGCGCAAAGGUUUGGGUCCAAGAAUCCGCGUCUCAAGCGCAGUCUCGUCAAGAUGACAACUCCUUACAAUGGCACCACUGAUCAUGCCGACUAUGGCUACUCAACCCAUGUGCAUGAUCUUAACAUCUUCUACGACGUAGGUUUCUCGAAAUCCACCUCAUCGUGUUAUGUUGUCUAACAAUGUCUAGACGGGCAAUUUGACAUUCCUCGCUGUCAGCGCCGUGCUUGUCCUUCUCAUGAUUCCCGGCGUCGGCUUCUUCUACAGUGGUCUCGCCCGUCGCAAGUCUGCUUUGACGCUCAUUCUGUUGUCGAUGAUAUCAGUUGCGGUCAUCAGCUUUCAGUGGUUCUUCUGGGGAUACUCCUUGACCUUCUCACGAACUGGAAACUCCUUCCUCGGCGACUUGACCCAGUUUGGUCUUAUGGACACCCUCGCUCAACCCAAUGGCUCUUCCGCUCUCCCUGAUAUUCUCUUUUGUCUGUACCAGGGCAUGUUCGCUGCCAUUACUCCUGCUCUUGCAAUCGGUGCCGUUGCUGAUCGAGGUCGUAUCCUCCCUGCCAUCGUCUUCAUGUUCCUUUGGUCCACCAUCGUCUACGAUCCCAUCGCCUACUGGACCUGGAACGCCAAUGGCUGGCUCUUCAACCUUCCCAGCUACGACUUUGCUGGAGGCGGUCCCGUUCACGUUUCCUCGGGAACCUGCGCGCUAGCCUACUCCCUCAUGCUGGGUAAGCGUACUGGCUACUCCAACAACAACGGUCUUCCUUACCGCCCUCACAACGUCACCCACGUUGUUCUCGGUACGGUCUUCCUCUGGGUCGGCUGGUUCGGUUUCAACGGCGGUUCUGCUCUCGCCAUGAACAUCCGUGCCGUCAUGGCAUGCUACGUGACCAACCUGGCUGCAUCAUGCGGUGCCAUUGCCUGGAUCCUCCUCGAUUACCGUCUCGAGAAGAAGUGGAGCACUAUCGGUUUCUGCUCCGGUGCCAUUUCUGGUCUCGUUGCCAUCACUCCUGCUGCGGGUUUCGUGAAGCCCUGGGCAGCCGUCAUUAUCGGAAUCUGCGGUGGUGUCUUCUGCAACUUCGCCACCAAGGUCAAGUUCCUCAUCAACGUUGACGACAGUCUUGAUAUCUUUGCCAUCCACGGUAUCGGUGGUAUGGUCGGUAACAUCCUCACCGGUAUCUUUGGAACCAAAACAAUUGCCGCUCUCGACGGUGGAGAGUACGACCCCAUUGGUUGGGUUGACGGCCACUUUGUUCAGCUGGGUUACCAAAUCGCUGGUACUCUUGCCGUCUUUGCCUGGUCCUUUACUCUUACUUGCAUUCUCCUGUUCCUUCUCAACCUCAUCCCUGGCCUCUCCCUUCGUGUCUCCGCGGAGGAGGAGGAGCUCGGCACUGAUGAUGGCCAGCUGGGCGAGUUUGCCUAUGACUAUGUUGAGAUGACUCGACACAUGGCUGAUAGCACACAUCCUCAUUCUGAUGCUAGUGCCCGAACAAGUCAGGAGAAGGUCUAAAAGGUCGAGAUGAGUGAAAUAUGGGGCGAUUCAAAUUGUCAGAGUGGAAGAUGCUUGUUGUGUAUCUUAAGCGUCACUCGCUUCUAAGUUUAGAGUUAAAUAUACCCUUUUGUAAUGCC